AUGACCUCUAUCAGCUCCACCGUGUCCCCUGUCGAUGUCGAAACCACCAAUUGGAAUGCAGUCAAAAUCUUCGCAGUGCAGCACCAACUCUCCCUCAGGCUGCUGGAAGCUGCGCGCGAUGCUGUCACCGCACAACCCGCAGAACAUGCUGAGGACCACGACUUUGGCUCAGAUACGCCGUAUCACAUCACGGCGACGCGCCUCGACACAGGUCGCGUCAUCUUUCGCUUCCGCUCCCGUCAAUCAGGUCUCGGUCAGUCCGAUGCUCAACCUUCUGCAAUGUCACAGCACCAAGGGAUGCCCCGAUCCAGCUCAUCCGGCGCCAUUUUCACACGGCCGCCUCCCGAGUCACCCGACGCUCAUCAGCCCGUUCCGAAGAUGAAUCUGGCCAACACGCUCUUGCGCAAGACUGGCAAUCUCAGUCUGAAGCAUUCCAGAUCUAUACCCGUUCUGCGUCGCAAAGCUUCAUCCAACCUUGCCCCCGCCUUCUCUCCGAAUCCAGCUGCGAGCUCGUCUAGCGGUGCACCUCCUCCUCCUCCAAACUCGACACUAGCCGACAAUUUGCUCAGUCACACCCACUUGCCUGCUCCCGCCUUGCCCCUUGUCCCCGCAUCGCGUUCCGCUUCCGAUCACCACCAGCGAGACGGCCAGUCUCAAACAAAGCGAGGAGCUGUUGGUCACAGCAUCAGCAUGGCUCGUGCUGGCAGCACCCCUGUCAGUGGUACCUACGCGAAUCGCCAGGCUCCGGACCACAUUCAAGAAGGCGACGUGCUCGGCGCUGUGCUCGGACUCGGUCAGGCUGACCUGUGGUCCAGUGCGCACGCCGAUACUUCAUCCCGGUCGCAUCCUCGCAGAUCGUCCAGCAGCUCGUUCGAGCCCUCACAAGACCCCUCGCUUCGUUCGAACCCGCUCCCAGACGUGCGUCUUCCAGAAGGCAGCUUCGACAUGCGUCUCGCCAAGCAGCCGCGUUCCAAUCAACUCAGAGAGGCUCAGUCAUUUGAAUCGAAUGCAUCAGAUGCAACAGCCCGUGGCAGAGACGACUACGACCUGCGGAUCGACAGCUUUCCAGCCGAGCUGCAUCCUUUAUUGCCCGAGGAACCUAACAGCAGCAUCACAGCGCCUCCCAGAACGCUCGUCUUCGACGUGAUUCAGUGCUAUCGUCGACCUUCGCCGGCACCGUCACAACACCAGCUGACGGUUGAUGCUGGUUCCGACAUUUCUGCGUCCAUCCCCGCCUCGGGCAUCGCAGACCUGACAUAUUCCACCGCCAUCAACGCGCAGGCACAAUCGUUGCAAACCUCGGCAGCGCCCGGGGAUGAUCCGCGAUUUGCUGUGUGGGCCGUCAGGAGCGACAGGAACGACGGCACUUUCGUGAUCAGCAACCGAGCUGGUCAGACCGACGAUCGCCCAAACUCAGAGCUUGCCUCCUCGAUGAGCGACUCUCCGGAGCUCACAAACAAGCGGCCUAAACGGAGAAGCCGCCUGCCGUUCGGUGAUGAUUACUUUACAACUGCCGCCUCUCCCAGAAGCGCUUCCACUUCUAGUCCCGCCUCGGAAAGGACGGCGGACGUCUCGCAAAGAUCCCCGCCAAGCGGAAAAGCGGUCUUGCUCGCUGCAUCUGCCGCACGUCUGGUGGCAGAACUGACCGCCGAAAUCGAUCUCGAUCUGCGCAGCGACUUUUUCUACACGUUUCGUGCUUUUAUGUCUCCGAUGAAUCUGCUCGAGCUGCUCAUCCUACGCUUCGAAUGGGCUGUCUCUGAACCCAGUUCUGCCGCAGACGAAGCACGUCGCCGCAUAGUGCGUGUGCGCACCUACGUCGUCAUCAAGCACUGGCUGCAGCACCAUUUCGACUUUGACUUUCUUCCCAGCCGCGCUUUGCGGCAGCGACUUGCUACGUGGCUCAACACUAUGGCCAAGGAUGCACGAAUCGCCACGCGUCCCGCAGAUCUGAACAUCAUCAACAGCUUGCGCAAGGUCGUCAGAGCCCUCAAGGAGACCUACUCGCAAUCGGGCGUGGGCGGCCUCCUUUUCAAUGAUGCUGGCCGCCUCGCCGACAGCCCUACUUCGCAUCCCAGGACCAACAGCCUUUCCACUCUUGGAUCGAGCUCACACGACUCCGAGUCCAGCAUCGCCGCAACGUCGAGUCCCGCAUCGAGCGGAGAGCAUCGCAUGAGUAGCUCGGGGUCCAUGCCCUCCAUCGCCGAGGAUGUCAACCUCGAUUUUGCCGAAGAUCCCAGCUCUCACGAUGCUCCUCACACCAAGUCUCCGCUGUCCGGACGGAGUCAGCCCUCGUCUCCACAAGCUACUCGAGCCGACCUUUCCGACGCCACGCGGGCCGCCGCACAGAAGGCCGCUGCAGAGUCGGUGCUCGUCUCGCACCGACACACCCUUGCACCUGUGCCAACCCAUCUUACGCGUUCCACGCCUUCAGCCCCUAGUCCAUCUCUGCUGCCAUCUUCGAUGCCUCAUGGCGCCAGUGCACUGUCCCGUGCUUUUGCACAGACUGCGAGUCGCAUCUCCAAGCUGAAGAGGGCGCUCGGUAGCCGCGGCUUGGGCAUGAACAGCAACCAUGAUGUUGACGCUGAAGCCGAGGAGUGUGGCGACCUUCUGUUCUCAAAAGGUGGGCUCGACAGGCUCUUGCAAUUCUUUGCCGCCGAGCAAUCCCGGAGACAGUCUCUGCUUUCUUCUCGCGAUACGAAACCGGUUCGUCAACGACCUCUUUCCCGUACCGACGAGGUCGACGAAGAGCAAGACGAAGGUCCAGCGAGUCAAGCGUCUGAGGACAGCACAGGUCAAGAGGAGACGCCCAGCCUGGUAGGCGCUUCCACUAACCGUUCCACACCAGCCAGUUCUAUUGACCUGGCCCGCCUCUCGGACAAGCAUGCUUCGCACGAUGACGGUGCUCGUCAAGGUCUUGGCAUCGACAUAGAGACCUCUGAGCAGCACGGGGGCGAAAGCUCCCUGGCUGCGCCUGGUCAGGACCUCUUUGGUCUUAACCCGGCCAGCAUUCAGCACCUCGCCUCGCUUGCUCACGUGAGGCCCAAAGUCGAAGAGUGUCUUCAUCACGCCGCUAGCGAACAAACACUCCGAUCAGUGUCGCGCAUGCCUGUCGGACGUGAUUCGGUUGGAAUCGCCAGCGUUGCUGGAACUAACGUGCAGCGGCGCCAAUCGACCCGAGACUCGCUCCUGAGCAACGGCGCCCCGCGUAUCGUUCAAAUCGACGACAUCGAUCUUUCCAGCGACGAGGACGACUUUGCUGUGCGCAAAGCGCUGCGUCGCCUUCCGGGAGCCAGAGAUUUGCGCCAAGCCAACACCAUCCGGGAUCUUGAGCCGCAGUCAUCGGCACCUGGACGCGACAGUGUCGAUUCAAUGGCCUCUUCGAUGUUCCGACAUGCCGGCUCCACGCGUCACUUUCACGUGGGCUCUUUCGGCAUGGGGCACGCUCGCGGCCUCAGCGUCGACAGCGCUUUUCUCGGCUCCGAACACCUCGGAGCUCUGCCACAAGCGUUGCAGCCAGCCCUGCCGGUGAUCACCACGGUGCAGUCAGAGAUGCUGGACCCCGAUGAGGCGCUGCAGGGCUACGAGCUGGUCAAAGGUUUCCGCUUGGACGACAUUGAAAGCGAUGACGAGGAGCCGGGUGAUGUCGAGGCAGCUCUGCGUCGACUAGAGGGUAUCAUCGAUGAAGACCGGCAAAAGCAAAAAGCCAACCGGGUCGAACGUCUCUGGCAGCGUUCCAUGGCUAGGAACGCCAAGGUGGAGGAUCGCGGCAAUGUUACUGACAAACGUAACAGCGAGUCGUCGCUUCACUCCAAGGGCGAUCGCACGCUGUCGUCUUCUCUCACGGGAGGAUCGCUCGCUGACGCAGAAGACGAGAUCUCCAACGCGUCUGUCCAUCCGUGCGACUCAUCGAGCGAUACGCCACUUGACGCGACGCGACCUCAUCCAUCCACCGUGCAGCCCAAGGAGCUCGGUGCCCAAUCAUCGUUCUUGGAUCUUCGAGACAGCGUCAGCACGUCAGAAUCUGGAGCGCAAGGCGAGGAGCGUCUUGCUGACGACCCUACGUCUGGAGCGCAACGACACUUCACCGAAGAUCUCAAUGCUCUGGCAGUAGCCGAUGUAGUCGGGCAGCCUGCAUCCCGCACGAACGUCCCGCAGCGAGCCAUCAAUCUGCUUCCGUCGCCGAAAAGCGGCCUGUCAAAUACGCUUCCUAUCCAUCGCUCGUUCCUCCUGUCUUACGGAUCUGGCUCGGUGGCCAGGCAGAUGUGUUUGAUCGAAGCCGAACUGCUGCGUUCCGUCUCGUGGGACGAACUGGCUUCGUCGCGGUGGCGCGAGCGUCGCUUUGGCGCCGAAGUCACCGACUGGGAAGCCUUCUACCGCGAUAGGGUGCGCGAUCGGCUCGAGGCGCAGCGCCUCGGCGAGGUGCAUCAGGAACGCGCGGUAGAAGCCAUCGUCGCUCGCUUCAAUCUCACGUCGAACUGGGUCGCCAGCGAGGUCGUCCUGACGCAGAACAUCGACGAGCGAGCAGCGGUCAUCUCCAAGCUGAUCCGUAUAGCCUGGAAGUGCUACUUGCAUUCCAACUUUGCCUCGCUCGCCCAGAUCAUCUUUGGCCUCAGCACACCGUGGGUGGAACGGCUCCGCCGUACGUGGAAUCGAGUGGGCUACUUUGAGAUGCGCAUGUGGCGGGAUCUCAACUCGUUCGUCGGACCUCGUCACAAUUUCCACCACCUCCGCAAUGCCAUGUUGAAGCUGGUCGAGUCCUCCGCCGGAGGCAGCGGUCCCGCCGACUUCAGCUCCACGCCAAUGGUCGCAGAGACCAGCAAGACCGGAUCAGCCCGAAGCUGCGUUCCCUUCUUCGGCCUGUUUGUCUCGGACCUGAUGCAGUACGAUGCCAUGCCGACCUUUUUAGACCCGACAUCGCCUACGAUGGCCGCUACGACGACGACCUACGCCCAAGACGGCAACGUCCGCAUUCAUCCUGUUGAUGCAAACGCAUUCGACGGUCUGGCUCCACUGCCUCCGGGUGUGGUCCUCGAGCCGCUCAUCAACGUGCUCAAGUUCCGCAACAUCGCCGAGGUCAUUCGGCAGAUCUCCGCCUUCCAGAACGCAGCCAAAAACUACCCAACCAUGUUUGAAGCCGAGAAAGGCGCUUACGUACGUUGUCUCAAGCUGCGUUGCCUACCUGGCGAAUUGCUCGCUCGCUUGAGCCACAUGGCCGAGUCUUGA
This is a messenger RNA of Pseudozyma hubeiensis SY62, 5223 nucleotides long. RefSeq lists its product as hypothetical. Gene Ontology annotation, biological process: Ras protein signal transduction; positive regulation of GTPase activity. The transcript has a single exon. Gene Ontology annotation, molecular function: guanyl-nucleotide exchange factor activity. Lineage: Eukaryota; Fungi; Basidiomycota; Ustilaginomycetes; Ustilaginales; Ustilaginaceae. Bases 1 to 5223 code for a protein of 1740 amino acids. The record is from RefSeq and is a predicted model, not a curated record. Gene Ontology annotation, cellular component: plasma membrane.